Xenia sp. Carnegie-2017 is the source of this 1028-nucleotide messenger RNA. RefSeq lists its product as uncharacterized. Bases 168 to 722 code for a protein of 184 amino acids. The transcript is spliced from 5 exons. Lineage: Eukaryota; Metazoa; Cnidaria; Anthozoa; Malacalcyonacea; Xeniidae. The record is from RefSeq and is a predicted model, not a curated record.
AAAUAUAGGACUCGAUUCCGUUUUACUUUAGUCUUCAUCCUUUGAUAUAAAAGUGGGUAGUAAAGAAGUUUAUUGGCCUGGCAAAAUAUAAAAGAAAUUUGUUAGAAUCUCUUCAAGAAAAUUACGAAAAUAAUUUGAGCAGAGGAAAGAUUUUUGUAAGAUUAAGCAUGGAUGCAGACCUUAAGGAGACCAAAACUAGUGGCAACCUUUUUGAUCCUACGCCGCAAAUGCGGGAAGCAAAAAAUCUUCAAAUCUUUAAUAUAAAUGGAAAAGGCUUCCUGAAAAUGGAACUAAACAGUGAUGGGGGAUUUACGGUGACGGCUACAGGGACAGUCAACGACCCUUAUGCAAAAUGGACAAUUCACUAUUUGGCUUCUGUGAAUGAGUCAUGUCAGGAGACAUUUAUUGAGAAUGAGAAAUGUUCUGAAGACCAGGGCUCUCCGUGCGUUUUGCAUACAAAGAAAUUAGCCGAAUCCGAGGAUUUUAUUCUGAAUGGAUCAAAAAUUGACAGAAUACCUGCUUAUCUUGAGAAAGAUCAUCAUUCUAUUGGAUUUCGCAAAUGUGCAAAAGCGUGGGGAAGCAAAAUAAUGCGUUUCUCGUCUUUGUAUGACACUGAUGAAAAGCCAUUGUACAUUGGAUUUGACAAGCAAGGCCAUUCUAUUCCUCUUAAUAAAGUUAAUCCACAUUCGCCAGAUUUUCAGUCGUUAUUUGAAAUACAGUAAACUCAGCCAUCGAUUUUCUACUUUGCACACGUAUACGCACAAAUCGUUAUAAUUCUUUUUUAUAAUAUGCACAUAAUUAACAUAUUUAAUGAUCGAUGAAUUUCGUUGUUCUUUAUAAUUUUUAAUUGUAUUUUAUUCACAUUUGAAUACAAUUUUAGAGUCAAAAACUGUUUCCAUAUCAAUUAAUUUCUGUGUUCGCUAAUAAACGAAGUUAAAAUUUGAGCCAAUAGAUACUAAAAAGAAAAAUAAUUUAUAUCUCGUUGUAUAAACCUUAUGUAGUUUUAAAAUACAUAUGUAGCCGUACAA